AUGGCUUCAAUCACGAGCAAUUUUUUGAGCACGGAUGUUUCAUUGCAAGAAUUACUGGGAGCUGGAAUGAGAUUCGAUUACGAUAAAGUUGGUGCAGAAAUCCUACUGGUUGCAAACUAUUACGAAAUCAAAAUUAGUCAUGGGAUUUAUCGCUACGAAGUAAUUAGAAAAGACCUUGUCAAGAAUCGAUUGCUUGACAGAGACAUCUAUCGUUCGCAAUUUUGGGAAGCAGUAAAUAAUGAUCUGAACUCAUUUGGUAAGCUUGAAAAUUUGAUCUACAAUUAUGGUCCCCUUGUUACAUGUUAUUUUUAA
Molecule: messenger RNA, 312 nt
Organism: Cercopithifilaria johnstoni
Lineage: Eukaryota; Metazoa; Nematoda; Chromadorea; Rhabditida; Onchocercidae
Source: the annotation of a GenBank genome assembly